Dictyostelium discoideum AX4 is the source of this 1551-nucleotide messenger RNA. RefSeq lists its product as hypothetical. Gene Ontology annotation, biological process: protein import into nucleus. NCBI's taxonomy places the organism in Eukaryota, Evosea, Eumycetozoa, Dictyosteliales, Dictyosteliaceae. Gene Ontology annotation, molecular function: nuclear import signal receptor activity. The record is from RefSeq and is a predicted model, not a curated record. Bases 1 to 1551 code for a protein of 516 amino acids. The transcript is spliced from 3 exons. Gene Ontology annotation, cellular component: nuclear envelope; cytoplasm.
AUGCAAAGAUCAAAACAAGAAACUAGAAAAUCACAAUAUAAAAAGUCAAUUGAUUCAGAUGAGUCACGUAGAAAGAGAGAAGAAGCUUCACUCUCUAUUAGAAAGAAUAAAAGAGAAGAAAGUUUAUUAAAAAAGAGAACUCAAGCAGUCCCAGGUUCUACUCCAGUUAAAGUUGAUUCUUUAAUUAACCAAAGAUUGGAACAACUCCCAUCUUUAGUUGCAGAAAUUAAUUCAGAAAACCCAGAUUUAAUUUUAAAAUCAACUACAGCAUUUAGAAAAUUACUUUCAAUUGAAAAAUCCCCACCAAUUGAAGAAGUUAUUAAAACUGGUAUUGUCCCAAGACUCGUUAAAUUUUUAUAUAUGCAAGAUUUCCCACAACUUCAAUUUGAAGCAGCAUGGGCAUUAACAAAUAUUGCAUCAGGUACACCAGAACAAACUAGAGUUGUAAUUGAAAAUGGUGCAAUUCAAGUAUUCGUUUUAUUAUUAAGUUCACCACAUGAUGACGUUAGAGAACAAGCAGUUUGGGCCUUAGGUAAUAUUGCAGGUGAUUCACAUUAUUGUAGAGAUUUGGUAUUAAGUCACAAUGCUUUACCACCAUUAUUAAGUCUCUUACAAAAUCCAGCAGCAAUCAAAGUUAGUAUGGUUAGAAAUGCUACAUGGACAUUAUCCAACUUUUGCAGAGGUAAACCACAACCACCAUUUGAAAUUGUACGUGCCUCACUUCCAGUAUUAGCCAAAUUAAUCUACUAUCAAGAUGAAGAAGUAUUAAUUGAUGCAUGUUGGGCUCUCUCUUAUCUCUCUGACGGUUCCAAUGAAAGAAUUCAAGAAGUUAUUGACGCUAAAGUUUGUCGUAAGAUGGUUGAACUCUUGGGUCAUCCAACUAUUGCCGUUCAAACACCAGCACUUCGUACCAUUGGUAACAUUGUAACUGGUGAUGAUAAUCAAACCCAAAUUGUAUUAAGUGUUCAAGCUCUUUCACAUCUCUUGAACCUCUUACAAUCACCAAAGAGAGCCAUUCGUAAAGAAGCCUGUUGGACCAUCUCCAAUAUUACUGCAGGUGAUAAAAAUCAAAUUCAACAAGUCAUCGAUGCCAAUAUCAUUCCAUCACUCGUUUAUCUCUUGGCAAAUGCUGAAUUUGAAAUUCAAAAAGAAGCCGCUUGGGCCAUCAGUAACGCUACCUCUUGUGGUACCCCUCAACAAAUUCAUUUCCUCGUUAGCCAAGGUUGUGUCAAACCAUUAUGUGAUCUCCUCAAGGUUUCAGAUCCACGUAUUAUCAAUGUUGCACUCGAAGGUAUUGAAAAUAUUUUAGUUGCUGGUAAAAAAGAAGCUCAAGUCACUGGUGUCAAUCCAUACAAAAAGAUCAUCGAAGAUGCUGAUGGUCUUGGUAAAAUCUAUGAUUUACAACAUCAUAUGAACAAAGAUACCUUUGAAAAAGUUUCAAGAAUUAUCUCUACUUAUUUGGAAGAUGAACAAGAAGAUGAAGGUGAUCUCAUGCCAGAAGGUUCUUCUUUCUCCUUUUCAAAUCAAACAAAUUCCAAUUUUAACCUUUAA